AACGACUUUGUUGGCCAAAAUUUAACUCAAUGUUUGCACUUUUCGUGCAAAGUUGGAAGGCGAUUACCCGAACUUCUUGAGAAAAGUCGUGAUGAAACUGAUCUCAUUCUGUUCGCUUUUGUUUUUCUAAAAAAAAAUUUCUGGCUGUCCCGCUGAUUUUUUUCCUCUCUCUCCCUCCGAUCAAUUCAUUGUCUCAGAUUGGAGGAUCCCAAGUUUCCGCAAACUUACAUUUCCGUUUCCCGCUCCCUGUUUAAAGAAAAAAGUUCUUACAUUUCCCUAAAAGACAAAGCCUCUCAAAACUUCAUUUCGUUUGCACGUCUUCCAUCUCCUCCUCCUUGCUCCUCUGUCCCUCCCCUGACCUGGUGCUGCAAUGGGGGAGUCUGAGCUCCCGGAAUCUGCUCCUGCUACCUCCCCCGGGCUGAGUGCUCUUAUCCCGGACAAAACCUUCUUAAAGUCUCGGAAAGGUCUGCUGCUGGCAGCUGAAGUGGUGCUAUCUUUCAUCAUUUUAAUAUGUUACCUGGCAUCCCCUCUGGCUGCAUUCAUGGCUGCUCCACUCAUCGAGUUCCUCCUGUCCAUUUGUGCCUAUUACGUAUAUGUGACACAGUACAUUGACCGUUUCCCAGGCUUCCACGGUCCUUUGAUUGAUUUCCUGCGCUGUGUCACUGCUGCAGUUAUUUUCUUUGCGAUCUCGAUUUAUGCCGUUACAAAGAUUUCAGCGUCUGCAAAAACCGCUGGGGUGUUUGGUUUCGUGGCAACAGUUGUGUUUGCAUUUGAUUUCUACUACAUCUGCAACCAUUUGAUCAGUCUCAUAAACCCCCAGGAUCUCCCGACACACACUGCAACAAUCAAAAAAUCCACAGGUGAAGAAGAAAUGUCAGAUUCUGAUUCAGAUUGAAACAAUGUGAAGGAUUUUACUUUGUGCUUUUCUGCUGGUCGCCGAACUCCUUGUGAAUCAUCUUUUUUACAAUUAAAUUUGAAGCACUUUU
Molecule: messenger RNA, 986 nt
Organism: Stegostoma tigrinum
Lineage: Eukaryota; Metazoa; Chordata; Chondrichthyes; Orectolobiformes; Stegostomatidae
Gene: cmtm3
Product: CKLF-like MARVEL transmembrane domain containing 3
Exons: 5
Coding region: 371-895 (174 amino acids)
Cellular component (GO): membrane
Source: RefSeq, a predicted model, not a curated record